CCCUUGUUCACAUCUAUACUUUUUUUUUAUAUAUAUAUAAAAUGAGUACACCAUUGACACCUGAAAAGCAGUCUUUUCCUCUACUUCCUAAGGAUCGUAAUUUUGAAGGAGGUGAUUCACCUGCUUCCACCACCUCCACAUACCCUGCUAAGCGUAGAAAGGUAGAUCCUUCGGGAGAAGAAGACGACGACGACGCGUUGGCGUCUAGUGACGAUGUUUGCAUGACCGACGUACUUCCCAUCACGCCUGAAUUAAAGCCUUCCAAAUGGCAAGGCACCAUCAACAAUGUUGUAAAAGCCAUUGUUUCUAUUCGUUUCAGUCAAGUCGCUGCCUUUGAUACCGAAGGACCCGAAACUUCUGAAGCUUCUGGAUUUAUUGUGGACGCAAAGCAAGGCAUUAUUUUGACCAAUCGACAUGUUGCUUGUGCAGGUCCUUUUGUUGGUGAAGCCAUUUGUCAUGAUCACGAGGAAGUGGAUGUCUACCCAAUUUACCGUGAUCCUGUUCAUGAUUUUGGCUUUUUAAAAUUCAACCCAGAAAAGAUCAAAUAUAUGCCCAUGUCGCAAGUCGAGCUUCAUCCUGAAUUAGCCAAGGUCGGUCUCGACAUUCGUGUUGUUGGUAAUGAUGCAGGUGAAAAGCUCAGUAUUUUAGCAGGUUCAAUUUCUCGUUUGGAUCGCAACACACCCGAGUAUGGCGAUUUGACGUACAAUGACUUCAACACCUUUUACUUACAAGCAGCUUCAAGUACGAGUGGUGGAAGUUCCGGUUCACCAGUGAUUGAUAUUGACGGUAACGCUGUUGCACUUCAAGCUGGUGGUCACACGAAAGCAGCCACUGAUUUCUUCUUACCUUUGGAUAGAAUUAAGCGUGCUUUGGAAUUCAUUCAACGUGGUGAGAUGGUACCACGUGGCGAUGUCCAAGCUCAAUUCACCUAUCGUCCAUUUGACGAAGCUCGUCGAUUAGGCUUGAGACCCGAAACAGAAGAUACUUUACGUAAAUUGUUCCCCGAUGAAAUCGGUCUUUUGGUGGCAGAAACCGUUUUACCUGAGGGUCCUGCACACAAGAAGUUGGAGGAAGGUGAUAUUUUAUUGACAAUCAACGGUGAAUACAUUACCAAAUUUGUACCCUUUGAACAUAUGUUGGACUCCAAUGUCGGUAAGGGAAUUACCGUGUGUGUCGAACGAGGUGGUAAACCCAUCGAAUUGAAAAUUCAGGUUGGCGAUCUUCAUGCCAUCACGCCAGAUCGUUUUGUUGAAAUUGGUGGCUCUAAAUUAAACGAGGUCUCAUAUCAAUUAGCUCGUGCUUAUUGUGUGCCAUGUAAGGGUGUUUAUGUUGCUGAACCCUCAGGAAUGUUCCGUUUGGAUGGACCUGAUAAUGGAUGGAUUAUUAAAUCUGUGGAUGAUAAAGAUACACCCAACCUAGACGCUUUUAUCGAGGUGAUGAAAACGAUUCCUGACCGAGCUCGUGUGCCUGUGGUUUAUUACUCUAUUGCGGACACCCAUACGAUCUUGGUUGCUGUUGUGCAAGUGGAAAGACAUUGGUCUGGAUUCAGAUUAGCUGUACGUAAUGACGCUACGGGAUUAUGGGAUUAUACGGAUUUGGGUGCACCUUUACCCCCAAAGCCUUUAAAGCCUUCCACCAAGCAUUUCAUCACCUUGGAUGAUAGUCUGGGACCUGCCAAGGAUCUGAUUCGUUGUUUAGUCAAGGUGAAUUUUUAUAUGCCUUGUCGUUUAGAUGGUUUCCCUCGCAGCCGUAAACAAGGCGCUGGCGUGAUUGUGGAUAAGGAAAGAGGUUUUGUCAUUGUGAGUCGUAGUAUUGUUCCUACCUCGAUGGGAGAUUUGACUUUAAACGUGGCUGAUUCCCUUGUCAUUCCCGCAAAGAUUUUGUUUUUACAUCCUACGCAUAAUUUUGCUGUGGUUCAAUACGAUCCCAAGCUUUUAGGUGAGACGGAUGUGUUGAGUGCGCCUUUCAGUGAUAAAACAUUAUCACAAGGACAUAAAGUGACACUGGUUGCUCAUAACCAUAACCAGCGUCCAGUUUGCUUAAAUACGGUGGUCACGGAUGUCACUUGUGUGACCAUUCCGCAUAAUGGAACUCCUCGUUUCCGUAGUAUUAAUAUGGAUGCGAUUACGCUGGAUACGCCCUUGGCACUUCAAUGCAGUUCAGGACUUUUAGCGGAUGCGGAUGGACUUGUACAGGGACUCUGGAUGAAUUUCUUGGGAGAGCGUAAUAUGAAUGGACAUGAUAAUGAGUAUCAUUUGGGUAUCCAUAUCUCUACCAUCCGUUCUGUUUUGGAGCGUUUAUAUAAAGGGGAAGAGCAUGUUGCACUUCGUAGCAUCAAUGCCGAGUUAAUGCCGGUACAGAUGGCACAAGCUGCGGCAAUGGGAUUGUCCGAUGAAUGGGUCAGUCGUGUAGAACAAGCCAACCCUUCCAAACAUCAAUUGUUCAUGAUUCGACGUACGGAAGCCGCCAGUGAAAGUUCCAAGGUGUUGAAAGAGUUAGAUUUGAUCUUAUCGGUCAAUGGAAAGGUCAUCACGAGAAUGUAUGAGAUGGAUGUACAGUAUGAAGAGGAGGAAAUCGAGAUGACGAUUUUACGCGCUAAGAAGGAAUUGACCGUCAAGGUGAAGACAAGUCCUGUUUCUGGUGAUGGAACCAGCCGUGUUGUAUUCUGGGCAGGAGCAGCAUUACAUGAACCCCAUAAGGCUGUUCUUCAACAGAGUAAAACGCUCCCUUCUCAGAUUUAUAUUUCUGCUCGAUCCAAGGGGUCACCCGCUUAUAUGUACGGUCUCGUACCUACCAUGUGGAUUACGCAUAUUAAUUCGAAGCAGGUAGUUACGUUGGAUGAUUUGGUUGCAGCUGUAAAGGAUGCCGAAGACAACACAUAUGUCCGUGUGCGUUGUCUUAGUUUCGAUAAUGUGCCCAUCAUGCUUUCCGUCAAGAUGGUCAAUCAUUAUUUCCCUUUGGUUGAUAUGGUGAAAGAUCCCAAGGCUGAGUGUGGAUGGUCAAAAAGAGAGUAAUAACACAAACUAGCAUUUAUAGAAAGAAAUAUAUAUAAAAAAAAUUUACAUAUAUUUUCCUCAACACACAUAUUUUUCUGUACCUUCUUUUUUCUACAAUAAUGACUUCGCCAUCAUUUUUAGAGUCACCUGUUUUUCCUUUUUCGAAUUUUGUUGUAAAGCCAAAAGUUUCAUAAAAGUGUGUGGUACAAAAAGAGUUUAAAAAUAAGAUUAAACAUUUUUUUUUGUUUG
Molecule: messenger RNA, 3245 nt
Organism: Mucor mucedo
Lineage: Eukaryota; Fungi; Mucoromycota; Mucoromycetes; Mucorales; Mucoraceae
Product: trypsin-like cysteine/serine peptidase domain-containing protein
Exons: 10
Coding region: 42-3014 (990 amino acids)
Biological process (GO): proteolysis
Molecular function (GO): serine-type endopeptidase activity; protein binding
Source: RefSeq, a predicted model, not a curated record